Molecule: messenger RNA, 969 nt
Organism: Penicillium cataractarum
Lineage: Eukaryota; Fungi; Ascomycota; Eurotiomycetes; Eurotiales; Aspergillaceae
Exons: 1
Coding region: 1-969 (322 amino acids)
Source: RefSeq, a predicted model, not a curated record
AUGCUGAAAUACUUCUUCACAAAGCAGCCUGAGACGUUGCCGUUGCUCUGGUCAUUCUCAAAUUACCUGUCUAACACUGUAGACAGGCCAAUCGACUUCCUUGUGAAAGGUAGAAAAGUUCGUUUCAUCGAAGAGCUCUUGGAAUUUCUGGAGCCUCGGCUCAAGAGGAUUAAUUACCCGGAAGCAUUUAGGAAUGGAAUUGCAGAAACCCCAGAGCUAAACGCUUUCAGUUGUGAACUGUCUAAAUACAGAUCCUCAAUGUCCAGAUUCGCAUCUCCCUGUAUGGCAGAGAGGUUGAAGAGUGUUGGUGUAGAUCUUUGUACCUUCGAAGACGUAUAUCACGGGGCGAUCUUCAAUGGCCGAGACUUUCUGGAUUAUCUCCAUCAGAACUCCCGUGUUUCCAAGACUUACGCGCAUUGGUUCAAUGGCAAAGCUCCCUUUGAGUUUGCAGUAGAGGAAAAUUGCCUCGAAUCAGUUCGCUGGCUCAAGUGUCAUAGAGGUGACCACAUUGGACCCGGAAAUUGGGCCGCAUUGCUUAAUAAAAUUGCUUCACGACUCACAGAGGAAGGCGAGACCAUGCUCCAGGAGCUUAUCUCUGUAGAUGAGGGGGUAAUUAUUGGUCACUUUGAAUCUGCAAGGUUGGUUCGAGCUGUCGUACGCGGAUUGGUCCCAUUCGUGCAAGCUGAAGAGAGGAAAAGAGAUGCAGGGAUUUUGACUGAAGACGACCUCCUGGCUUGGAAACACACGCAAGAGGACCGAGCUAUCAGAAAGUGUGCACUCGUUCUCAGGGUCUCUUGGAGGGCCCUUGCAAUUGGUAGUCACCCCAUUUCUGAGGACAUCGUUCGCCCAUCAACGGAGCUUACCACGGAUCUUGCGAUCGCAGUCCAAAAAUUCAACAAGGCGAGUGACACAGCUCAUAUAGCCAGGUUGCAGCGCUUGGCUAGUGCUAUCAAGUGCCUUUUCCUUUGA